UGGUUUUGGAGCUCGGCUUGCAAGUGUUUUGCAGUGAUUAUAUUUUUUUAAUCCAACUUCUUUAUUUCUCGUCCAACGUAUAUUGUAUUUGUGUAAUUCUGGUUUCCUCGCUGAGUGGUCCAGAUUUUUUUAAAUUUAAGCGUACAAUGUCGGUGAUCGAGUUCCUGAAGGAUCUUCCAUCUUACGAUGAACACAACUUUACAUUAUACAACACGGAUCAUGGCAUCAGAUACUGCUCUAAAAGACCUUCGAUAUACCUCCCCACUAAGGACAUACCUUCAGAACAGAUAAUAGUAACAGAAAAAACAAAUAUCCUCCUAAGAUAUCUACACCAGCAGUGGGAGAAAAAGAACAACAACUCCCCCAAGAAACGGGACCAGAGCCACCUCGAGCAGAAUGGUGACGAGCCGCGCCCGCGCAAGAGGCCCUGCCUCAACUCCCCGCUCAACUGAAACCUGUAGUGCUUCGGUAUCGAACGUUCAAGUGUACGCAUUUUGUAUUACCGUUUGUAUUCUGCUAUAUCAAAGUGUGGGGGGAGAGGCCCUUGGAUAGUUUUAGCUGUGGACACUACUGAUAUGAUACAAAUAGAAACCUUAAUGCCAGGUUCACACAGAGCUAGUCUCGACGCGAGGCAAAUUCCUCGGCAAACGUGCUACGGCCGAGGCAGCGUGUACAGUCAGCGGCAUAAAUAGCGAUGAUUUCUGUACCUUGUCGCUUUUAAUCGUUUGACAAUUUCGUAUGACAUUUCAAACGAGACGUUAAUGUGACAAGGUACCUAAUAGAAAUCAUCACAUAUGGGCGUGACUGUGCUCGUAUUGUUUGGCGAGCACAUUGCCUCGCGGUUAUAGACCUCUUAAAGAUCUGAUACAUUAAUACAAGCUGUACGCGUAUGGUUAAGAAUGGCUUAAAGAGUUAAGAUAUCAACAAUGUCCACAUGUAAAAUUGUCCAAAGGCAUAAACCUUUCCCCUUAUGAUUUUAUUUUUAAGAGGCAUUGAAGUGCCAUCUUACGAAUAACUUUAUUUUAUAAGUUUUUGUAACAUCCGUCGUCAUCAGAAGACAAGUUUAAGAACAUUUCAUUCCAGUAAAUUGUAAUUAAUUUAAUUACUUAGCAGUAGUAAAUAUUACACUUUUCGGAGUUGUAUCUUUCAAUGCACU
This is a messenger RNA of Leguminivora glycinivorella, 1156 nucleotides long. RefSeq names its product DET1- and DDB1-associated protein 1. The transcript is spliced from 4 exons. The record is from RefSeq and is a predicted model, not a curated record. Bases 147 to 452 code for a protein of 101 amino acids. NCBI's taxonomy places the organism in Eukaryota, Metazoa, Arthropoda, Insecta, Lepidoptera, Tortricidae. Gene Ontology annotation, biological process: positive regulation of proteasomal ubiquitin-dependent protein catabolic process. Gene Ontology annotation, cellular component: Cul4-RING E3 ubiquitin ligase complex.